CACGGAUCUGGUUAGGAUCCAUGACAUCUGCACUCUGCAGGCUGGAGAGUGAGAGCAGAGAGCGGCUUCCGCAGACCUGACAGAUGAGCGCCGAUACAACGGGGCCGCCCUGGUAGUUUAUUAAAAAAGCUCCAGUUGUUAGAAACAGAAUGGAGCUGGAAGAGAGGGGCCUACAGCUGCUUGAUGUGGCGGAACUGGAGGAGCCUCAGCGUGGGCUCCGUGUGCUGGAAUGGCUGCGGCACCUGCGGAGAGUGCUCCCCGUUAUUACGCGGGCCGAAAUAAAGGAGAACCAGAAGCAGUUGGUUGAGCAGUUGUUGCUUGUAAUGAUGGGCUUUCCUGGGCCACCAGCUCGUCGCCUCUUGGCUUAUAAUAUGGCUUUUGUGUACAGCUCUGGAGAUACCUUUUCAGUAUAUGAGACUAUCGAUCGAUGUAAUGAUGUUAUUCGCAGUAAGGAUGAUUCUCCCAGCUACCUCCCAAGUAAACUUGCCGCUGUUGCCUGUCUUGGAGCACUGUACCAAAAGUUGGGCCGCCUUUUAGGAAGCACUUUCAGUGACACCGUGUCCAACCUGCUGAAAGUACUGCGGAGUGCUGAGUCCCAAGGACGUUCAGAGAUCAUGUUAAGCCUUGAACGAAUACUCAAAGGCUUGGGAUCUGCAGCUAUUCCUUGCCACCGGGACAUCUACAAGGCAGCUCGUUCCUGCUUGACUGACCGUUCAAUGUCAGUGCGCUGCUCUGCUGCACAGUGUCUCCUGGCUCUACAGAAGGAGGCAUCUUUUAUGUGGGGCUCUGAUCUCGAGAGCCUGGCUUCCAUUUGCUUCAAGGCUUUCGAAGGCAGCAGUUAUGAAGUACGGCUUGCGGUAGCUAGGCUGCUUGGAAAAGUGCUGGCAAGAGCCAUGCAGGGAGCCACAUCACCAAGGCAAAAUGCCCGUAAGCUGUCACUGCAGGAGGUCCUUGGCUUGCUGUCAACUGGCUUCCUGCGGGGCAACUCUGGCUUCCUGCGAGGGGGAGGAGACAUGCUAGGAGGCACAAGUGUGACUACACGCCAUGUCCGAUUGGGAGCAACACAGGCCUACAUUGUGUUUAUCAGAACACUAGGGGGACACUGGCUUGCUAGGAAUGUUCCUGUUCUUCUGUCACACAGUUUGGAACUGAUAUCCAACCCAAAAGCCAUUCAAAAUCCAACAGAUGCUGCCUGUUCCCGCUGCUGCAUCUCCUACAUUCUGCGAGCCACAGUAGGAGAACUCCUGGGAGAGAAGGCUCAGCUAGAAGCUGCCCGUGAGAUCUGUGAGGUCAUAAGAAAGCUUAUGAAAACAGUAGAUGCUGUGCUGAGCGACAGUAACUUGGAGACACGUUUCUGUACCACUGACAUCUCUGCCAGUCAGCAUGUUUUAGUCUGUGCCCUACAGGAGCUUGGUGACCUUUUCCUUGGACUGGGUACUAUUCUGGCUCCCCUGCUUAAAGACUCCAGUGCUGGAGUCCUGGACACUGUACUUUCUGUGUCUCUUCAUCCUAGCCUUAGUGCCCGCUUGGCUGCUGCAUGGUGUCUUCGCUCUGUGAUUGUGUCUUUGCCCUCACUUGCUGCCCCUGUACUAGACAGGUGUGUUGAGCGGCUAACAGCCCUGAAAUCUUCUCCAGAAGCAGUGAGUGGCUAUAGCCUAACUGCAGCAGUGCUGCUUGGAUCCAUCAGGCUGUGCCCUCUCGGUGUUCCACAUGGUAAAGGGAAGGUUGUGAUGAGUUUGGCGAAGGACCUGCUGUGCACUGCCUCCCAGAACAGUCGCUUUUCCCUGCAAAGGACACAGGCAGGGUGGCUGCUUAUAGCCUCACUCAUGACUUUGGGUCCAGCAGUGGUUCAGUCUCAGCUGGGCUGUCUCCUACUUCUUUGGCGCAGUGUGUUCCCUGUCACCCCCAAAGAUCUAGACACUGAGCGGAGAAGGGGAGAUGCUUUCACCUGGCAGGUGACUUUAGAAGGACGUGCAGGAGCACUGGGUGCUAUGCGGAGCUUUGUUUCCCACUGUGGCGAGCUUAUGUCCGAGGAGGUUUUGCAAAGGCUGCUGCCGCCCCUUCCCUGUGCCAUAGCUUUGCUUACACUACUUCCAUCACUACAGAAACUUUAUGGGAAUUCCCUGAAGGCUUGCUCGGUUCUGUACAGACAGAGGCUUUACCAGCUGUUAGUUUUGCUGCCUCCCAAGACUUAUGAAGAAAGCUUCUGUGCUGUCAUGAAGGAGCUGGUUGCUGAUCUGACCUCCCCUGAUUACUCUCCUGGGGGCGCUGCAUUCCUGCUUUCUUCCGUUUGUCAUCCAGAUGACCUGGUGCUUUUGGGUCCCUCCUUUCAGGAAUGUGACCAAAGGGCAACAGAAGAGGAGCUUCUCCUCAGCAGUGGGAUUCCAGGUGGUUCUUUGGAAUACGACCUUCAUGCCAUCUAUGAAUUGCCCUCAGAAGGGGAGUCUGUGCCUAAGCCUCUGCCUUCAGCCUUCACAGUCAUUCAGGCUGCAUCUUUACUGUUUGGCACCCUUCUGGCACACAUGCCCGAAUCACAAAGACCGCAGAUAUUGCAGCAGUUGGUGGAGUCUAUUAAACAGACCAAGGGCUCUCGUCAGCAAAGUGUUCAGUUGUGUGCAAUGUCUUCUCUUUGCAACUUCCUUAAGCACUUAGCAUCCAGCCGGAGUAAUCUGGGGCCGGAGGAAAUGCGCAAACCCUGUCUCAGCCUUAUCCAAGCAGUGCUGGAGGGCAAUAGCCUGUGGCUCCGCUGUGCUGGAGUAGAAUCCGUGGCUAGGCUUGUUCAGGUGGUGGAUGAUCCUACAUUUACUGCUGGACUUAUACAAGCCAGCUUUGACAAAUUAAAAACCGCUAGAGACGUUGUGGCCCGAACUAGUCAUUCUUUAGUGCUAGGCACAUUACACAGAUAUCUUGGGGGGAUCAACUCCUCACAGCACCUUGCAUCAUGUGUAGGUGUCCUACACUCUCUGUCCCAGGACACCACAUCUCCUGAAGUCCAGACCUGGGCUCUGCAUUCCCUUUCUGUCAUCACUGAUUUAUCUGGACCCCUGUUUAAUGUGCACAUAGAGGCCACACUGUCACUCCUUCUCACUGCACUGAUCACUACGUCCCCUUCCCACCCUGAGGUGCACCGCAGCCUGGGACGCUGCUUAAGUGCACUUGUCACUGCACUGGGCCCGGAACUCCAAGGAAAUGGGGCUGUAUUGUCUUCACAGAGAACCUCCUGUUUGCUGGCCUGCUCAGUGAUGCAGGAGAACCCAGACUGCUUGGUACAAGCCCAGGGUAUUAGCUGUCUGCAGCAGCUGCACAUGUAUGCUCCAAAGCAUGUCAACCUAUCCAGCUUAGUGCCCACUUUGUGCGAAGUCUUGCUGGAUAAUACUAUGUUGGUUCAUCUGUACAGCCCACAUUUGCCUCUGCGCCGGGCAGUCUUGGCAUGCCUGCGGCAACUGGCACAGCGGGAGGCAGCAGAAGUAUCUGAACAUGCCAUGACUGUAGCUAAAGAAGGCCACGAGGACUUAAAAAUGGAAAUGAAUAUGAGGGAACUGGGCUUGGAGGGCGUUCUGCUAAGCCUGUUGGAUAGAGAGAGUGACCAGCAACUGCUGCGAGAUGUUAAGGAGACUCUACUGCAUAUGCAGAAUUGCACUGGACUUUCCCGUCUUUCCUUUUGGUUACGAAUGCUAAAGGACAUCCUUUCAGCUUCUGCAGACUUUGCAGCUGUAGCUUCUGUAGACACAAACCAGGAGGAUGAAGGUGAGGUGGCAUGCUCAGAUUCAGUGUUGACUUCAUCAAAAGCAGAAAGCCUGGGUUCUUCAGUUACCCCUCACUGGAAGACCAGAAUCUUUGCCAUGGAGUGUGUCUGUCAGCUUAUAACUCAGUGUGAAUUAGAUGGAGGCGCUCACUUUGACAUGGCUCAGGCUCAGGAGAUGAAGCACAAGGAACCGGAACGGGAUUUCCUGGUUCUGCACCUGCAGGACCUGAUUCGCAUGUCUUUUAUGGCCGCCACAGAUCACAGUGAGCAACUACGUCUAGUUGGUCUCCAGGCGCUGCUACUAGUCAUUCACAGGUUUGCUGCUGUGCCAGAGCCAGAGUUUCCUGGACACCUCAUCCUGGAACAGUUUCAAGCUAAUGUAUUGGCAGCAGUGCGACCCGCCUUCAACACAGACACUCCUCCUGAUGUAACUGCCAGAGCAUGUGAGGUCUGCAGUGCAUGGUUAGCAAGUGGGGUGGUGAAGGAACUUGCUGACCUUCAAAGAGUCCAGCAGCUGCUCCUAACUUCCCUGAGGAGAGUGCAGGUAGCAAAAGAGACUGCCAGUGUCUACAGUGAAAGCACAACUGCCAUGGAGAGCCUGGCAGUACUGAAAGCUUGGGCAGAGGUAUAUAUAGCAGCUAUGGAGAAGCAGGUAACGCAAAGCAAGAUGGCUGAGGCCCAAAAUGAAGUCCUUCUUUCCCUGGUCCAGGCUGAAUUGCUGACCCUUAGUGGGCUGUGGCUCGCAGCAUUGCAAGAUCAUGCUCUACUCACACUGCCAGCUGCGUGUGCUUCUCAGCUGCCUUCACAGGGUGGAGGUUUCUACACAGCUGAGACCAGUGAUGCUGCCAGGCCUCAUUACCUCCUGUCCUGGGCCCCUAUCCUUCAUGCCUCUUCUUUGUGGCUAAGCAGCUCUGGAUUCGUCCUUCCUGAUCAGGAUGAGGGGAACGGUCACUUAUCCCGCCCAGUCACUCCAACUUCUAUGGGGCAGGAACGGGGUUCACAGUUGCCAGCUGAUUCCCCAGAAGAUCUAAAUUUAGAGAGGUUUCAUCUCAUUCUUGGUAUUAGUGUUGAGUUCCUUUGUUGCCCACCGGUAGAUGCGCCAAUGGAGCGGAUUACCUCCUGUCUUCGGGCAUUGAAGGCCCUACUGAGUGGCAUGUGGCCAAAGGCUCAUAUAGGAACUGAUCAGGACCUGGCUAUUGAGUUAAUUUCUGUGCUGCAUCGCUUGCUGCUUAUGCGAGAAUCUUCAGAGGUGCAGCUUCUAGUACUAGAGGUUGGGAGACUGAUUGUGAAUGCUGCACAGGAUCAUGUGAGGGAGAGGCGAAGGAGUGCUGAGGUGGAUGAUGGAGCUGAAGAGAAGGAGACCUUGCCGGUGUUUGGUGAGGGACAUGAUACAGGUGGCCUGGUGCCUGGACAUUCCCUGGUGGUUGCGGCAUUGGAACUGUGUCUUUGUAUUCUCAUCCGACAAUUACCCCAGCUCAGCCCCCACCUUUCUGGGGGGUCAGUAGUAGGAAAAACAGAGCCUUUGUUUUCUGAAGCAAGACUCCUUGUUGCGUCUUCACUUGGCAUUUUGGCUGAACUGCCAUCCCUGUGCUCUCCAGAGGGCAGUGUAUCUGUUCUUCCUACCUUGCUCUACUUAGUAGUGGGUGUACUACAAGACACUACUGUGAAAUUCCCUGAUGGGCACCUGACUUUGCCAGUCACUGCUGCCCUUCAAGCACUGAAGGUUAUCGUGUCAUCGCCCAUGUCCCAAGUGGAGAAAUGCAGAGCAUCAUGGACCAGACUUAUGCAAAGUGCCGUCUCCACGCUGCUCAACUCCUGGCACUUAGAACGGCAGCUGGUGCCAGACUCAGUCAGCCUUCUGACUGCCCUUACUAUAUUCCUGCUGUCAGCAAAUCCUGAAGUUAUGUCUGAUCCUGGAUUGCAGAAUGCAUGUGUGCAGAGGUUCCAGAACAGCAUCGACAGCAAGAAUCCUACAGAGCAGUUAAAAUGCUACCGGCUGCUGCUAUCCAUUUUCAAACACCCUGUGCCUGAGGUGGUGGCACCAUAUGUGUGCAGUCUGGCACCUCGCAUCAUGAGACACCUAAGUCAGGCUGAGAGCAGGAAGCCACAGAGCAUGGAAGAGCUAUUGGUUCUUCAGGAGGGAGUGAAUCUAUUAAAAACACUUGUGUCUGCCGUCGAGGAACAGAACCGUCCUUCCAUGGUGUGCAUGCUGCUGCACCUUCUUAUCUCCUUCCUCCUGGAUGAAAAUGCACUUGGCUCUGCACCCCACUAUUCCCGUGCUCUCCAUGACUUUGGCUUGCACAGCCUGACCAGUUUUGGUGCCAGCUAUCCGACCCAGUUUCGCAAGUUGAUGGGUUCUUCCCCAGCCCUUCGAUCCCGCCUGGAAGCUGCUCUCCGGGGCAACCAGGAGAGUUUAAAGCCUAAGGCUCCAAGCCGAGGCACCAUGGGAGGAAGUCAUGGUUCCCCCAGCAUUCAGCUGAAGACCAAUUUCCUGUGAAAUAACCACUAUUUCCCUUAUUUCUCCGUUAAGAGACCGAACCGUCACUUAACAAUUUCCUUUUAAAGCCUUAAAGUUACUUAUAUUUUUAGUUUCAUAUUCUUACUCCGUUGUUAGGCAGGCUUGCAAUGCAGGCUAGUCUUUCAGCUAUUUGUUUACAAUGACUAAUAUUUGCCUUUUUGUGUCGCACAGUAUACUGAGCAGUGAUCUAUCCCAAAUGCCUUACAGGGUUGAGUUGAUCAGGUGUAAAUCUGUGGCUUUCCGGUUGUUGGCUGUUGUAAGACUACAAUCCCAAUAUUCUGUAAUAGCCAAAAGUUAAAGAUCCCUGCCCUAAGCAAUGCUGUGCUUUUCUGCAUCUCAUACCUUUUGAUAAGUCUUUAGGGUAAUGAUUGUGCAGUAGUUUUUGAACACAAAAGGGCUGCGUUUCAGUGUAGGAGUUAUAUGAAGCAAUGUUCUAUAGGACUUGAAGUGUGAAUUUAUUGUCACAUACAACCCAUUUGUGUGAAUAGAUUAGCUGUGCCUCUCCUCUUUGCACUGUGUAGUAUCAGUGUUUAAAUUCUUUGAUGAUGUGAAUUUCUAUACGUGGCACAAAUUGCACCGAAAAGAAUGAAGGAAUGUCUGAUGAUCAAUGCUUUUGAUGUGUGUGGUAAUGAAGAAGUUAAGCUUUUCCAGCUGCCACUUAUGGUUUGCACUGCUUGUCUUUUGCUGUGUUUUGCUCUUGGUUCUUAGAUUAAGAAUACCAAGCUUAUGUAAUUAAAAAGGGCUGCUACUAGGUCUGCUUUUAAGAUUUCUAUAUGGAAAAACAGAUGUCAUGGUUGAUGAUAAGCUCUGCCAGUGCUUUUAACCAUAGCAAUCAAUCAGCAAUUGUUAAAGGUCUUAUCCAACUGCAGGUAAUUAAUAUUGACCAGGCUGGCCUCCUCUUAAUUUUGCCCAGGUUUGCUUGUUUGCCAUCUAACAGAUUAGUCAGAUACAAGGAAAGGCUGUGAUGUCCUUUGCAAAACAGUGGAUGCCCCUCAGCAAUUUAAAAAAAAAAACAAAAAAAAAAACCCCAAAAAAACUAGGACUAGCAGCACUAUACAGUGCUGUAUAUUAAGUAGGAAUGGAAGAUUAUCAGGUGGUCUCCUGUGCAUCCAUAUAGGCCACACAGUUCUGAUUUUUCAUUAUAAUGCCAGACCCAUUAGUGCAGUACUUUAUGGAGAGUUUAUCAUUCUCUGCACCAGUGGAGCUUACAGUCUACUGUACCUAUCACAUUUACACAACACACUGGAGCCAAUUAAGCUGCCUGUAUGUUAUUUGAGUGUGGGAGGAAACCGGAGCACUCCGGGUCAAGACACACAGACAUGGGGAGAACAUACAGACUCCUUGCAGAUAGUGGCCAGAUUAAAUUUGAAUUUAGGACCCCAGUGCUGCAUCCUAUAGGCAGCCCAUCCAAGUACUUAAUGCAACGUCUGUUUAGGUAGUUUCUCAGAACCAAGUGGUAGGCUUGCCGUUGACUAAAUACAAACUGCCAUUGCAUAAUUUUCACUCAUAUAAAAUUAUAUAAAUAUGGACAGUAAUUUGGAUUUGGCUUUUCUUACCCCGAUUUCUUAUAUCUCUAACUCUGCUUGUAAAGGCAGCUGUGGCGUAAGGGUAGUUCAUUUACACAUAAAGCACAAGGGAAUUUUGACAAAUAUGCACUGACUAUAUGCAAAUGCAAGGCACUGUUGUAGGUGGGCACUGGACUUACCUGUGGCCCUUAUAUCUUAUGCUUUGCUUUAAAAAUAGGUAGAAUCUGAUAAGUAAAGCAUAAAAGUACUUAUUGGAAGUAGAAAAUAUCUUAAAGACACUUUUCUGCUAUCCAUUUCCCUUGACCUGAAAUUUUGGGUAUAGUAAUUUUUUUUUUAAGGGCAUGGCCAUCUUUUUGCAGAGUGUUACAAAAGUGGUAGGACUUUGCAAAAUAAACCCUUUUCCCUGAUAUAACAGGUUGGUUUCUGAAUUGAAGUCCUAUUGGCUGUCAAUAGGAUUAAUUGUAUGCAAAUUAACAAUUACAGUGCUGGAGUGUUAUGGACAACAACAGUUUAUUUCUCCCCACUAGUAUCUUCUGCAUCUUAAAAGAAGAAGACGGGGUCGGCGACCCCUUCAGUAGAGGUGAAAUCCAAAUCCACAAGAUCAGUAGGAAGGAACUUUACUUAAUUAUUACUUUUUCUUAUGUAGACUUUUAGACUGAUGAAACAAAUGGGUAGUACAAUUAAAAUGAUGUCAAUUUAUUUAAUCAGUGAAAUUAUUAAGGUAAAUGUUUAAGCUAGUGGGUUAAAUCAGUUACAGCAUUGCCUCCUAGGAUCUUCAAGGGAAUACCUUUACCGGAACAUAUAGUAGAUGGGCCUUUUGUAAGCAACUUUUCAAUUGUUUUUCAUUAUUUAUGUUGUUAUGAUGUCAGAAUCAUGUGAAGGUUUAAGCUACAGCCUGAAUACUUGAGUGCUGUCAGCCUGUGAAUAUAAGGAAGAGGAAACUGCACACAUUUACCAGGACAGAAGCUAUGUAUUAAAUGUAGUACAUACAAUGUGUGCUGUCAGCCUGUGAGUAUACCAAGGGAGAGGGAAAAAGUGUGCACAUUUACAAGGACAGAAGCUACAUAGCUUCAAUGCAGUACAUACUAUGUGUGCUACUGCCUUGAUAACUGUGAUGUUCCUGUUAUGGUAAUUCUGGAUGCCUUUGCUCUUGUGUUGCUCUGAGCUAAUAAAAACAAUGGCUGAAUUGGCAUCAGUCAGGCAAUACUGCACUUUACGAAGGAUUUCUCUCAUUUUCAGCCUGAGACACAUUACUACUUGUGAAAGGUUAGCUGUUUAUAAUAGCGAUUCUGACUACAUACCAGAGCCAUGGGUGGCAUUUUUGUGCUUUUCAUGCAAAGUAUCCUAUUUUAGAGUAAAAACACCAAAAAUAAUUUUAGAUUGUAAGCUCUAACCAGCAGGGUCACACUUACCUCCUGUAUUGGUCAGUAUUUAUAUGUUUGAAUUAUACACCCUUCUGUUAUACAUCACUGUGAAAUCUUUUGGUGCAUAAUAGAUGACAAUAUUAAUCCCAGACUAAUGGGAAGUGCUGGAAGUCAUACCAGAUAAUUAUACAUAGCAAUAUAUUGCCGUGUUGAUUUCCCCUGCUCACAUACAUGAAGUAUCACCCCACACAAUCUAUAUAGCAUUAAUGUUCCUUGUUUAGAUGAAAACCAAAUAUAUGUGUGUGUGUGUGUGAUGUUCCCUGUCUCUGUAAGGGAAGAUGAUCCCAGUCUUUGCCGUGCAUGUUGUUUUACUUUAACUGCAGUAUUAUUAACUGUGAAUUAUACACCCUUGUGAUUUUUACAACAUGUCUGAGCACUGAUAGAACUAGGCACGGUUUGUGUGUCUGACCAUGAAAACCUGUACUGUAUUUCUCUUUGAUGCUUGUUUUUCUUACUAAUUAACCCUCUUGCUGCUGGCAGGGAGUUUUAUGCUCUCCGCUGCAGCAGUAAAUGCCUUUAUCCCUAUGGAUGACAAGAAAUGACACUACACGAAUCCUUGUUUUCUAUUUACAAAAAAAAAAAUAAACACUAAUUUCUACAUGAA
Molecule: messenger RNA, 9817 nt
Organism: Xenopus tropicalis (tropical clawed frog)
Lineage: Eukaryota; Metazoa; Chordata; Amphibia; Anura; Pipidae
Gene: heatr5a
Product: HEAT repeat containing 5A
Exons: 36
Coding region: 150-6242 (2030 amino acids)
Cellular component (GO): cytosol
Source: RefSeq, a predicted model, not a curated record